AUGGCUAGACGAAGGAGACCUCCGCGGGCUGGCGCCGUGAACGAACUACCCCCUCUACGAAUUCUCGGCCAGAUCGCGGCGGUACAGAGCAUAUACUACGCCGCUGCGCUUGUCCUAAUGCUCUUCACAUCUCUAGUCGCCGGGACUCGAUUUAGCUUAGAUCUGGUUUUCGGUUGGGCAGAACUGCGCGGCGACACGACGCAAGGGUGGUUGAUGGGAUUUAUCUGGCUAUGUUGCGCCGGUGCUGCCGUAGUAGCUAUGAUAGCCUUCAUCGGCCGGUCGAAGCUCGUAGUCGAUUUUGCGCUUACCCUCCAUUUCAUCCACCUCGUCAUCGUGACCUUUUAUACGGGCAUAUUACCGCGAAACGUUGCCUGGUGGGCCACAGCAAUAGUUUCGAGCGCCGUAACCGUUGUGGGAGGUACUUAUGGUUGCCAGUGGAGAGAAUUGCGACCCAUCAGUUUUGGAGGCAACGCGAAGAAUAAUAAUACGGAGGGCGGUACCGCGGCUACAGCGCAGAACGGGGCUGCGGGAAAUCAAGGUGAUGAAGAGAUGGGCUUCUCUAGGGGCCGUGGAAGGGGUAGAGGGAGAGAUGGGGUUGGAGAGUAUGAAAUGGUUGGCAUGAGUGGCGAUGGGAGUCGAUAA
This is a messenger RNA of Daldinia childiae, 642 nucleotides long. RefSeq names its product Protein SYS1. The transcript is spliced from 2 exons. Gene Ontology annotation, cellular component: Golgi membrane; trans-Golgi network. The coding region runs from base 1 to 642 and encodes 213 amino acids. Gene Ontology annotation, biological process: Golgi to endosome transport; protein localization to Golgi apparatus; Golgi to plasma membrane protein transport. Lineage: Eukaryota; Fungi; Ascomycota; Sordariomycetes; Xylariales; Hypoxylaceae. The record is from RefSeq and is a predicted model, not a curated record.